Molecule: messenger RNA, 3833 nt
Organism: Psylliodes chrysocephalus
Lineage: Eukaryota; Metazoa; Arthropoda; Insecta; Coleoptera; Chrysomelidae
Source: the annotation of a GenBank genome assembly
UGUUUUCGUUCAGAACGCUUUAAAUUAUUCGUGGUGCGGUUCCUCUGAAAUGAAAAUGAAAAAUUUACUUUCUAGAUUGCGUAAAUAUAGUUUCAAUAGUAAUAGAAAUGUUGGGAAUGUGGCGGAUUCUGUUUCAUAUUUUGGAAUGUUUCGAUAUGCAAGACUCUCCGACAAAUUGCUGUUAUUUACAGGUAUAUUCUGUUGUAUACUAGGAGGGAUUUUAAAACCAAUACACUAUACCCUAAUUGGUCAUUUAAUCAAUGAGUAUGUAAAAUUUACUGCAUAUAGUAAUUCUGUCAAUACCUCCACGACACUUGAACAGAAAACCGAGGCAGAAGAAGCUUUUUUAAAUUACAUAUCUUUUUUUUGCAAAACAUCUGCUCUUAUUGGUCUACUGCUGGUUAUUUUUCAUUACAUUUCUGUAGCUACUUUUAAUUAUUCCUCACUGCGACAGAUUUUUAGAAUAAGAUCCGAAUAUUUACGAGCUAUGCUACAUCAAGAUAUAUCCUGGUAUGAUUCAGAGAAAAACGAUGAUUUCGCUAGUAGAAUGUCAAAUGACAUAUAUAAACUCGAAGAUGGCUUGGGAGAGAAAAUACCAUUGUUUUUAAAUAUGCAAGUCACUUUUAUUUCAGGUUUCAUUUUGUGCUUUGUAAAAGGUUGGAAACUUGCCCUUACUGCUUUAGUUCCAAUACCUCUUAUAUUUGUUGUAAACGGAUUAAUACAUUGGUUUACUAUCAAACUGGCUGAAAGUGAAAUGCAAGCCUACGGAACUGCUGGAUCCAUUGCAGAGGAAGUAUUUACAUUAAUAAAGACAGUAACUGCUUUUGGUGGGCAACAAAAAGAAAUAGAUCGAUAUAAAAAAAAUGUAGUUGUUGCUAGAAAAAAUAAUAUAAGGAGAUCUUUAUUUUCGGGUGCAGGAGCUGGUUCUGUUCAUUUAUUUACUUUUGGUAGUCAGGCUUUAGUGUUUUGGUAUGGUAUAUCUCUGAUAAUAGAAGAAAAAGAUAUGCCGAAUCCCACAUACACUAUAACCAAUGUCGCUACAAUAUUGUUUUGCUGUCUUCUGGGAUUUUUUACAAUUGGUCAAUCAGCUCCUUAUAUUGAGACCUUUGGUUUGGCUAAAUCAGCUGCUACCAACAUUUUUCGUCUAAUCGACAAUGAACCAAUUAUUAAUUUUCCAAAGCCUGAUUUAAAGACUUUAAUUUCGUUUAAAGGAAAUAUAGAAUUUAGAAAUGUUAAAUUCCAUUAUCCUUCACGGCCAGGAAUAUCAGUUCUGAAAGGAAUAUAUUUUAAAAUAAAAGCAGGAGAAAAGGUUGCUAUUGUUGGGGGUUCUGGAUGUGGUAAGUCAACGAUAAUUCAACUUCUUCAAAGAUUCUAUGACCCAAUAUCAGGACAGAUUCUAAUUGAUGGAAAUAACAUUAAAGAAUUGGAUUUAAAUUGGUUAAGAUCCAAUAUUGGUAUAGUUGGGCAAGAACCUGUCCUGUUCAGUACAAGUAUAAUAGAGAAUAUUAGGUAUGGAAAAGACGGAGUUACUGAUGAUAAAGUCAUAGCAGCCGCAAAAAAGGCUAAUGCUCACGAUUUCAUUCAAUCUUUGCCAAACGGUUACAAUACAAUAGUGGGUGAAAAAGGAACACAAUUAUCGGGAGGACAGAAGCAACGAAUAGCAAUAGCUAGAGCAUUAGUAAGAAAUCCUAUUUUAUUACUAUUAGAUGAAGCUACUUCUGCUCUUGAUAAUACUAGUGAGGCUAAAGUACAAGCAGCAUUAGACAUGGCUAGUGCUAGCUGUACAACGAUAAUUGUUGCUCAUCGUUUGUCAACUAUCCGCGCUGCCAAUAAAAUUAUUAUGUUAUCUCAAGGGGUUGUGAUAGAAGAAGGAUCUCAUAAUGAACUAAUGGCAUUAAAGAAUCAGUACUACGGAUUAGUUACUGCACAAUUACCAAGCAAUGAAACUGAAAAGGAGUAUGGUAAAGAAAUUAAUGAUUAUAUUGACAAUAAGGAUAAAGAUACUAGUUUAAAUAAUUAUUCAAAGCAGGACAUGAUUGAAGAUGAUGAUUUUGAAACAAAUAUGGAUAUAACAAUAUUAGAUGUAAUUAAAAUGAAUUCGCCAGAGUGGCGUUUCUUAAUUGCUGCAAGUAUUGCAUCAAUCUUUAUUGGUUGUGGACUACCAAUGUUUUCUGUGCUUUUCGGAAAAAUUAUAGGACAAUUGGCCAAUACUGACACACAAUAUUUAUUAUCACAAGUAAAUACAUUUUGCGUUUAUUAUAUUAUAACUGGCGGAAUUUUGAUGAUAUCAACGUUAUUGCAGUUCUAUUUCUUAGGAAUUGCUGGAGAAAGAAUGACAGAGAGAAUUCGUGUUCGCCUAUUCAAAGCAAUACUUGGUCAAGAAAUGAGCUUCUUUGAUAAAAGAUCAAAUGGAGUUGGUGUUUUAUGUGCUAAAUUGUCUGCAGAUGCAACUAGUAUACAAGGAGCAACUGGACAACGAAUUGGAACAAUUUUACAGGCAUUUUCAACGGCUGCAGUAGCAAUUGGCAUUUCUCUUUACUAUGAAUGGAGGCUCGCUUUAGUUGCAGCAUCUUUUACCCCGUUUAUUAUUGGUUUUAUGUUUUUGAACAAACUCUUUAACAAAGCAAAAAAUAACGAUUCUCUGGAAGAUGCAAUUCAAAAUUCAACAAGGAUAGCUCUGGAGGCAUUAUCAAAUAUUAGAACAGUAGCUGCGUUUGGUAUCGAACAUAAAUUUCAUCAAAAUUAUAUAUCGAAACUGAAACCAUUCUAUAAAUUAGCAUUAAAUUCAAUCCACUUGAGGGCGUUGGUAUAUGGGCUAUCAACAGGUUCUUUAUUUUUUGGAUACACGGCAAUCAUUUAUUAUGGAGGUUUCCUCAUUGUUGCAGGAUUAUCUUAUGAUAAAGUAAUUCAGAUAGGUCAAUGCCAAAUGAUGGGUAGUGUGUUCAUAGCCAAUGUUCUUGCAUUUGCCCCAAACCUAGCUAAAGGUUUUACUGCAGCAAAAAAAGUGAAAAGCUUUUUAUCUAAAGAAAAACAAAUAAAAAAUGUAAUCGCAUCAAAUAAUCUAACUCAGGUAACGGGGUCCAUAAACUAUUCCAAUAUACAAUUUUCGUAUCCAACAAGACCAGAUGUGCCGGUGUUAAAUGGCCUGACCUUAAAAAUUUCCAAUGGAAAAACAAUAGCACUUGUAGGAGAAAGCGGUUGUGGAAAAUCCACUAUAUUACAGCUGAUUGAAAAAUUUUAUGAUCCAUCUUCUGGAAAUAUUUAUUUGGAUGAUUAUAAUAUUAAAAACAUAUCGCCACAAGUUUUAAGAUCCCAUUUAAGUAUUGUCUCGCAAGAACCAAAUUUAUUUAAUUACACUAUAUCCGAAAAUAUUGCUUAUGGUGAUAAUUCUAGAGAUGUACCAAUGGAUGAAAUUAUACAGGCAGCUAAAAAUGCUAAUAUCCACGAUUUCAUAUCUGGAUUACCACAAGGUUACGAUACAAAAUUAGGUGAAAGAUCGACACAAUUAUCAGGAGGACAAAAACAAAGAAUUGCAAUUGCAAGGGCUUUAGUAAGAAAUCCAAGGAUUUUAUUACUUGACGAAGCAACAUCGGCAUUGGAUAGUGAAAGUGAAAAAAUUGUACAAGAAGCAUUAGAUACAGCAAAAAAAGGAAGAACUUGUAUAACUAUUGCCCAUAGAUUAACAACGAUUCAGGAUGCUGAUCUGAUAUGUGUCGUAGAUAAAGGAGUCAUUGUGGAAUCAGGGACGCAUAAAGAAUUAUUAAACAAAGCUGGAUUUUAUUACAAGAUGUAUUCUCAAAAUAGUUCGAUUAAUUGAUGAAAUAAUAAUAAAC